AUGUCUAUUGAGUACAAUGACACAGCAGGUUGGAUUGCUGCAAAUAUAAGUGUUGAUGACAAAAGUUGGAUGGCUCUCCCCCAUUCAAGUCUAGAGUUUUCUACCGGAGUAGAAUAUUUUUUAGACAAAGCAUUUGAAAGAGCAGCUCAAGGAGAUGAGAUUCUUUGUCCUUGCAUAAAAUGUAAGAAUCGUUAUUGGGCAAUAAGAAGCGUGGUGAAUGGCCAUUUAGUUUAUCAUGGUUUUGUUAAAGGAUAUACACAAUGGGUUUUUCAUGGGGAAGGCUUCACACCCGAAGUGCCAAAAGUGACUGAAGAUAUAAGUAUGGAUGAUGGAGAUGACAUUGAAAAUUUGUUACAGGAUACUUUUAGAAAUAUGUCAGAUGGUCCGACAGCCGAUGCAAUAAAGUUUUUUAUGUUAGUUAAAGAAGGGCAACAAGAGCUUUAUCCCGGGUGUAAGAAUUUCACAACUCUUUCUUUCACUAUUCGGUUAUAUCUCUUCAAGUGCUUGAAUGGAUUAAGUAAUAAAGCUUUUGGUGAUCUCUUGGAGUUGUUAAAAGAGGCCUUUCCUGAUGCAAAAUUUCCAGAUUCUUUUAAUGCAGCAAGAAAAAUUAUAAGGAAUUUGGGUCUCGACUAUGAAAAAAUACAUGCAUGUCCUAAUGAUUGUAUGCUAUUUUGGGAUCAACACAAAGAUGUUAGUCAUUGUUUGACUUGUGGGGCAUCUAGGUGGAAACUUGAUAAGAAUGUCCAAGGCGAUAAUACUGAUUCUUCUUCUGCUAGCCAAUAUCAAGUUCCAGCUAAAGUCUUGAGAUACUUUCCUUUAAAACCGAGGCUUCAGAGGUUGUACAUGUGUUCUGAAACGGCCACUGCAAUGAGAUGGCAUGCGAUUGAGCGUCCUAAAGAUGGAAAACUGAGGCAUCCUGCUGAUGGCCAAGUUUGGAAAGAUUUUGAUUCUCUGCAUUCUACGUUUGCACAAGAUCACAGGAAUGUCAGAUUAGGUUUAACUAGUGAUGGGUUUAAUCCAUUUCGGACUAUGAGCAUUUCUCAUAGCACAUGGCCGGUGGUUUUAAUCAAUUACAACUUAGCACCAUGGAUUUGUAUGAAACCAGAAUAUUUCUUUUUGUCCUUACUUAUUCCAGGUCCAAGUUCCCCUGGAAAGGAUAUUGAUGUUUAUAUGCAGCCCUUGAUCAAGGAAUUGAAAGAAUUGUGGGAGGAUGGAGUUGAAACAUAUGAUGUAAGUGUGAACCAGGCCUUUUUCUUGCGUGCAGCCUUGACGUGGACCAUUAGUGAUUUUCCAGCAUAUGCAAUGUUGUCAGGUUGGAGCACUAAAGGUAAAUCAGCAUGUCCUUCUUGUAACCAUGAAACUUCUUCUCAAUAUCUCAAGUAUAGUAGGAAGACUUGUUAUAUGGGUCAUCGGAGAUUUUUAGAUGCUAACCAUAUAUGGCGAUUUGAUGAUAAGUCUUUUGAUGGUCAUGUUGAGUUAAGAGGUGCACCUUCUAGUUUGUCAGGAACCGAAGUUGUAAGAGAACUAUCAGAUUUUGAAAAUGUAUUUGGAAAAAAUCAAAAGAAGAAAGCAAAUGAUGGCCCUUGGAGAAAGAGAUCAAUAUUUUUUGAAUUGUCGUAUUGGGAACAUAAUACUUUGCGACACAAUUUAAAUGUCAUGCACAUUGAGAAAAAUAUAUGUGAUAGUAUUUUGGGCAUAUUGUUGGAUAUUUCAGGAAAGACAAAAGAUCACUUGAAUUCUCGCUUUGAUUUGAAAGAAAUGGGAAUAAGAGAAGAGCUUCAACCUAUUUUCUUACAUUACUGUUUAAAAAAAAAAACAUUUGGGUGUAUAUCAAUGAAUUCUCUUUUAGAAACUAAGAGUCAGGUUGCUGGUUUGAUUCCCACAUCUCACAGAAUUUAUUGGACGCAUUUGGACGAGUUGUUAAAGACCCAUAUUAAGUGGGAGGUUUGGACGGUGUAA
Mercurialis annua (annual mercury) is the source of this 1959-nucleotide messenger RNA. RefSeq lists its product as uncharacterized. The transcript is spliced from 3 exons. The record is from RefSeq and is a predicted model, not a curated record. Lineage: Eukaryota; Viridiplantae; Streptophyta; Magnoliopsida; Malpighiales; Euphorbiaceae. Bases 1 to 1959 code for a protein of 652 amino acids.